GGAAAGAGCAGCCCGCUACAGCAUUAACAAUGGUGAAGCCCCAUCUUCGGCACUACCAGGUCGUCGGCCGCGAGACCCCCUCGGAGAAGAACCCCGAUCCGACCGUCUACAAAUUUGAGGUCUUCGCGCCGAACUUCGUCGUGGCGAAGAGCCGCUUCUGGCGAAUGAUGCGUCAGAAGAACAAGGUUAAGUCCACCCACGGUGACGUGCUCUCCUGCAAGGUCGUCAAGGACGCAAAGCUGGCGGCGCGCAACUACCUCGUGGAUAUCGCGUACUACAGCCAGCGCUGCGGUUUCACGCGGAUGGUGAAAGAGUUCCGCGACGUCUCCAAGGCGGGUGCAGUGAGCCAGGCCUACCACGACCUCGCCUCCCGCCAUCGCGCGCGCUACCACAACAUCGAGCUCCUCGAGGUGAAGAGCAUCCCGAAUCACGAGGUGCGCCGCCUGAAUAUCUCGCAAUACCACCCCGCGAACCUCUCCUUCCCGCUGCUGCAGCGCCGCCUCAAGGCCGCCCGCAAGGACCGUGCGAUCUUCGUCAAGAAGGGCACCAAGCGCGCCGUGGUGCAGUAAAGGCCACGCGAGUGAAGGGAAAAACGAGGACGACGGAGGGUCGAUCUGUUUGGUUCAUUGGCCUGCCUUUCAUCUAGUUGGAUGCUUUUCCACUUUUUUGGUUUCAUUUUAGAUUAACAAAGAAA
Messenger RNA from Phytomonas sp. EM1, 694 nucleotides. The record is from the annotation of a GenBank genome assembly. Lineage: Eukaryota; Euglenozoa; Kinetoplastea; Trypanosomatida; Trypanosomatidae.